Molecule: messenger RNA, 4419 nt
Organism: Abrus precatorius (Indian licorice)
Lineage: Eukaryota; Viridiplantae; Streptophyta; Magnoliopsida; Fabales; Fabaceae
Product: TMV resistance protein N-like
Exons: 7
Coding region: 1-4419 (1472 amino acids)
Biological process (GO): defense response; signal transduction
Molecular function (GO): protein binding; ADP binding
Source: RefSeq, a predicted model, not a curated record
AUGAGUCCACUUCAAGAGCCUUCAUCUUCUAACUCCUUCAACCAUGGUUGGACUUAUGAUGUGUUUGUAAGCUUCCACGGGGAAGAUACUCGAUAUAGUUUCACAGGAAAUCUUUGUAAUGCUUUGCACCAAAAGGGAAUCAACACUUUCAAAGAUGACUCAAAACUUAAGAAAGGAGAAGGGAUUUCACCUUCUCUUCUCAAAGCAAUUGAUGAGUCUAGGAUUGCAAUAAUUGUUUUCUCACAAAAUUAUGCAUCCUCAAGUUGGUGUCUUGAUGAAUUAGUGAGGAUCAUGGAGCGUAUGAAAGAGAAGGGACAGUUGGUGAGGCCAGUUUUCUACUAUGUUGAUCCUUCAGAUGUAAGGCAUCAAAGGAGAAGUUUUAGAAGUUCAAUGACUAAGCAUGAAGAAAAUCUCAAUAUUGACAAAGAAAGGGUGUGUAAAUGGAGAACUGCACUGAAAGAAGCAGCUAAUUUGUCAGGAUGGCAUUUCAAAUAUGGGUAUGAGUUUGAAUUUAUUCAAAGGAUUGCUGAAGAAAUCUCUAGCAAAUUAAAUCUUACCUCCUUGCACAUAGCUGAUCAUCCAGUUGGAUUGGAUUAUCGAAUGUCAAAAGUGGUAUCCCUUCUAGGAAUUAAAUCUAAUGAUGAGGUGUGUAUGGUUGGAAUAUAUGGAUUUGGUGGGAUUGGUAAAACCACAAUUGCUCGAUCUGUCUAUAACUUAAUUGCUAAUAAGUUUGAAGGUUCUAGCUUUCUUGCUGAUGUAAGAGAAAAUUCAAUGAAACGUGGUCUAGUACAACUACAAGAGACCCUUCUCUUUCAUUUGCUUGGAGAAAACAUCAAGUUGAGUGAUGUGAGUGAAGGAAUUCCUAUAAUAAAAAGAAGGCUUCACAACAAGAAGGUCCUUUUGAUUCUUGAUGAUGUGGAUAAUGUGAAACAACUGUGUUCCCUGGCUGGAAGCCAAGAUUGGUUUGGUUCCGGAAGCAGGAUUAUCAUAACAACAAGAAAUAAACAUUUGCUAGCUAUUCAUGGGGUUGAAAAAAUAUAUGAAGUGAAAGAAUUGAAUGAUGAAGAAGCUCUUGAACUAUUUAGUUUGAAUGCUUUUAAAAGAAGGGAGCCUGAUGCAAGUUAUGCACAGAUAGCAAACCGUGUAGUGAAAUAUGCCAAAGGCCUUCCAUUAGCUUUGAAUGUAAUAGGAUCUGAUUUAUUUGGAAAGACAAUAGAAGAAUGGGCAAGUGCAUUGAAGAAAUAUGAAACAAUCCCAAGCAAAGAUAUUCUAGAUGUACUUAAAGUCAGCUAUGAUAAUUUGGAUGAUAAUGAAAAAGAAAUUUUCCUUGACAUUGCAUGUUUCUUCGAAGGAAAUUUGAAGGAGGACGUAGAAAAGACACUGGAUGCCUCACGUUUUUGUUCAAAAUAUGGAAUCGGAGUUCUUAUUGAUAAAUCUUUAGUAACAAUUAGUGAAUCCAAUACAGUUAAGAUGCAUGAUCUUAUACAAGACCUGGGCAAAGACAUUGCUAGAAAGGAUUCGCCACAUGACCCUGGCAAACGUAGGAGACUGUGGCAUCAUGAGGAUGUUCUUGAGGUCUUGACAAGAAAAACAGGAGCUGAUACAAUUGAAGGAAUAAUGUUGGACAUGAGCAACCUACAACAAGAAGUUCAGUUAAAAACUGACGCCUUUGAAAAAAUGAGGAGACUCAGAAUUCUCAUAGUUCGGAAAGCACAAGUUUCUGGAUCUCCCCAAUACCUCCCAAAUAAUUUGAGAUUUCUUGAAUGGAAUGAAUAUCCUUUACCAUCUUUACCUGCUGAUUUUCAUCCAGAAGCACUUGUUGUACUCAACUUGCCCCAGAGUCAUCUUAAAAUGAAUGAGCCAUUCAAGAAGUUUGAGCAUUUGACUUUUAUGAACUUCAGCUAUUGUGACUCCCUAACAACACUACCUGAUGUCUCAACAACCCCUAAUCUAACUAGACUUCUUCUUAAUAAUUGUCCAAACUUAGUGGACAUUCAUGAUUCUGUUGGACAUCUUGACAAACUAGUCACAUUAAGCACACAAGGAUGCCCAAAACUCGUGAGUUUUCCACGAGGUUUGAGAUCAUCAUCUCUUGAAUACCUUAAUCUUGGCAAAUGUUCUAGCAUUCAGAGUUUCCCAGAUGUAUUGGCUAAAGUGGAGAAUAUGAAAAAUAUUGAUAUAGGAGGGACAGCCAUAAAAAGAUUUCCAAAUUCAAUUAAAAACUUUAAUAGUCUUGAAGAGUUAAGGCUGACAUCUUGCCUAAGUUUUGAGGAUCUACCAACCAACACAGUAUUGUUUCAAAAUAUUGAAGAGCUUAAUGUAGAGCGAUGUCAACAACUUCCAAAACUUCUAUGGAAGUCAUUAGGAGACAGGACGAAUUGGAAUCCGAAGUUAAGUGGAUUGACUCUCAAAAACUGUGAUCUAUCAGAUGAAGAUCUUGAGUUAAUUCUCAAGUGUUUCCUAAAACUGAAAUCCUUGAACCUAUCCGAUAAUAACUUUUUGACCAUCCCUGCUUGCAUUGAAGAUCUUUGCCACCUGUUAUUUCUUCAUGUGGAUAACUGCAAGCUGCUUAGAAAUAUUUCAGUGCUUCCACAAUACCUGCAAUACAUAGAUGCAAGGAAUUGCGUAUCAUUGACUCCCCAAUCAUCAGAUGUAAUUUUGAGUCAGGCAUUUCAGGAGGUUGAGUACAUAGACAUUGUUGUGUUCAGGACAAAAAUUCCAAGUUGGUUUGAUCACUGUAGUAAAGGAAGGUCCUUGACUUUCUGGGUUCGUAGAAAAUUCCCUACCAUUGCUCUAUUUUUUCUUUUAGGAGGUGAAUAUCAAAGGAAAGUUAAUCACACAUGUGAAUUCCGUUUGGAUAUCAAUGGACUCCAAGUAUUUCAACAAAGAAGAGAGUGGCCAGUUGAUCAUGUAUGGCUGUUUGAUAUGAGAAUUCACCUCACUGCCAAAGAGUGGCACAACAUUAAUGAAAAAAUAAAAUCUGGUUGGAAUCGUGUGGAGAUUUUGUGUUCAGUCAUGAAUGAGCCCAAAAAUGUAACUGUUAAAUGUUGUGGAAUUCAUUUAUACAAAGAUAGAAUGAAUAUUCACCAUGUCUCCUUUGUAAAUCCUGAUCUUCAAGGCUCAAAUAUAGCCCAUGAUAACAUAAAUGACAGUUUGGAUAUCCAUGAUGAAGCAAGAGAAGAUGUUCUUUUCCCUUCAAUAUCAGAUAAAUACUUUGCCAAGAAUAUAUUGGAGUUCAUGAGAAAUCUUCAAUCUAGCAAGAAAAACGGUGGUAAUGAGCAUGAUUAUGGUGGGGAGUUGGAACUAAACAGUGAAAGUGACAAUGAGGACAUGGAAGAGGAACAACAUUCAGCUUCCCUCAGUCAUCAAAUCCUAGGAAACAAUGAAGUUGUGAAUAAUGACAAAGGAAAAGACACCAAUUCCUGCAAAAUUCUUCUGGUUCCUUUAACUGAAACACAAGAAGAACCUCUUGCUACAAGUAUCCAUAAUAAAGAGCUAAUGCUUGUGAAGAAAGAAAAAUUGAUGGAGAAUGAAAAUCUGUUUGAAUCAGAUGUAGAAGCCACAUUGAAUUUUAAUCAAAGUCAAGAAAAUAUCUUCCAUACUCAUUUUCCUGAAAGAUAUGGUAAUGGUCAGGGUCAACAAGCUGUGUCAAAUGCAGAAGCCUACAUAAAUAUUUUUGAAUCUUCCAUAAAUGAAGACAACAUGGAAGCAUUUUAUGCUUCUCUUGAACCAGAAACCACUUCUCUGUCACAUGUCCAAGACAUGCAACCCAACAAUGUAUCUGUCAAGCCUAGGCCUAGUGAAGAAACCCAGAAAUGGUUGCAGAUUCUACGGGACUUUGUCUCAAAAAAAUUCUCUCUUUUGUUGCACCCAGGACGUUCUGGAUUGAUGAAAGAGUCCCUAAAUUACUUCCGCAGUUUGACACCAGAUGAAGGACUUUCUCUGAGAACUAAAUCAGCAAUACAACAACUUUCACUAAGUUUCGCUAAAUGGAAUUUGGACUAUAACAAUGCAAACCUUAAACUUGAGUCAGCAACUGCAGACCUAUCAAAAGCUGAGAAAUUGAAAGAUGAUCUUAAAGCUAAUGUUAAAGAAUUCCAGGACAUGGACAUGGUGGAGAAGUGUUUGUGUAAUCAAUUGUCCAUCUUGCAUAAAGAGAAGAGAGACCUUGAAGAGAAAAUCAAUGCCAUAAAAGCUGAGAUUGCAGAUUCUACAGCACAGAGAGACAUAGUUGCUAAGAGAAAGAGAGAAUUGUUUCAUGAAGGAAGAGUGAUGAAAGCCGAAACGGAUGAUUUGAGGAACCAAGUGCCAAGGCUGAAAGCUGAUGAGGAAUGGGCAAAAUUAACACAAGCCAAUAUUGAAGCAGAGUGGUCAAAGAUUGGAGAACAAUUCAUUCGAAGCAUGCAUUUUGAAGACUAA